Messenger RNA from Cyclospora cayetanensis, 1020 nucleotides. RefSeq lists its product as uncharacterized. Lineage: Eukaryota; Apicomplexa; Conoidasida; Eucoccidiorida; Eimeriidae. The record is from RefSeq and is a predicted model, not a curated record. The coding region runs from base 1 to 1020 and encodes 339 amino acids. The transcript has 7 exons.
AUGAGUCGAACAGCUGGGGAAUUUCUUGUUCAAUGUGAGAAUUGCAUUGCAGUGAUUACGAUGCAUUGUUUGGGUCCUAAUGAUGCUUUGUCAGACCUGGAAAUCAGCGGGUUUAGUAGAGAUAAUGGGCCAUUCAUGGUUUGCAAGGAAUUCCUUGACAAUGCGGUGGAUGCUUGUGCAAAAAGCGUUUCCCCGCUACUCCCCCCUCUUGAUUGCGAGAAUGUUGAACUUGAAGUCUCAAUACGCACCACAAGCCUUCUUGUAACCUGCAGAGAUACAGGAAAAGGGAUUGAUUGUGCUACUGUUUCUGCACUGGGAGAGGUAUUUUGCUCUUCAAAAGCGCAGGACCCUCAAACUGGAGGGGAAUUCGGAAUCGGCCUGAAAGCGAUAAUGCUAAGUUCACAAAGAGAUCUGAAACAACCGGUUAAUGUUAAAAUUCGCAUGCGCGAAUGUGAAGUUUGGUCGUUUGGCAUUAGCCUUGACGCAGCCUCUGUAGCUCCAUUAAUUCAGAAUUUUGCAGUUGAGGCCUUGCCGGCAUCCAUGUGGCCGUGGAUGACCGAAUUUUCUGUCGAGCUCUCCCCAAUAUGGGACAUGGAAAAGGAGAAGGAGAUCGAGGCGUACGCUGCUAUUCAUUCCAUAUGGAGUCCAGAGAUGUCACUUAAGUUGACAAUCAAAACCAAGCUGGUCUUUCGUGGAAACAACACAUUCAGAAAUCCUCGCGGGCCCGACGGGACAUUUUUGUCCAUCGCAGAGGGCCAAGAGCCCUUAGCCGUUGCGACUGCAUCCGCAUCUUGUGACGGGGCGAAACUUGAACUCACAGCUGCAGUUCUUUCAGCAAACGCUACGGGGGAUGAUGAGGGUUCAGAAAUCCAUCUUGUACGGAGUUUCAAUGGAACACCGCUCUUGCCGUCGGCUGCUUCCUCUUGCCUUCUUACGAAAUGUCUGAGGUACUGUGCCUUUGUUUUUUUCAAGCCUAACUUUGUACAUGUGUGGCAACUUUCUACUGCGGAUGCAAUCUAG